AUGAACAAUCAGUACAUCCGCCGGGAGGUAUUCUGUGGGAACACCUGUCACGAGCUGAAACGUUUCUGGGAAAGAGAAAUUGGCAAACAGACUUACUACCGAGAAUCGGAGGAACAUCGUCUAGGAAGAAGUGCACUAAGAAAGCUCAGAGAAGAAUGGAAGCAGAGGCUGGAAACAAAACUGAGGCUGAGGAACAAUCCAGAAGAAACUGAAAAGCGGACACAUGUUGGCUGAGAGCUUCCUGCUUCAUUGACACGAGAGGAUGCAAAGCACUGAGGUCACUCUGCCAGGAGAAGGCAACGCAUAUCCCUGAAUCCCUUUGCUAUACCAAACAGAUCUCACACUAUUGUUUCCCACCUGUGAGAGGAUUUAUCUGUAAAUCCUUUCCCAGUGCUCCAUGGGAGUUAUUAGCCCAGUCAGUCCUCUCUGCAUGGCAGCCAGGUUAUUAUUCCAAAUGUCUCUAAAGAUGAGCUUAUUUUAUAU
This is a messenger RNA of Carlito syrichta (Philippine tarsier), 483 nucleotides long. RefSeq names its product family with sequence similarity 240 member A (gene FAM240A). The record is from RefSeq and is a predicted model, not a curated record. NCBI's taxonomy places the organism in Eukaryota, Metazoa, Chordata, Mammalia, Primates, Tarsiidae. The transcript is spliced from 2 exons. The coding region runs from base 1 to 234 and encodes 77 amino acids.